UCUCUUUUGUUCAGUAGCGCUCAGCUGCUGGAGAGUUGAGCUCUGCUCCGACUGACGGUCAUCUUCUCUCGUCGCGGCUCCUCCUUUCCAGAGGACGCGCGGACUUGGCUGGAGCUCCAGGCGCAUUUCCACUCACAUAAACGUCCUUUUAUCGGCCUUUCUGCCAAAGUGGUGACCAGAACUGGCUCUUUUGGGUCCAACGAAGCGGACUCGGAGGCUUUAAAAAAGAAUAAUUACGCAUCGUUGGAUGGUUUAGCAGGUUGACUCUGUACCGCAACCACCUGCACUCUAUCAAGGCGACAAAAGCUGCAGCAUCACUCUACAUUCCCAGCGGACUGAGCCCGACUCUACAAAGGUGUAGCAAGAUGCUUGGUGGAUUGUCUUUGAAUGGACUGAAGUUCUUGCUGGCCCUGAUAAUUCUCCAAGUGGCAGGUUCAGGUUUAACCAAUGCUGACACUGUGGUGAAUAUGCGGAAGGUGACUCACCAGACCAUUACUGAAGAGCUGUCUAAAACAGUGCUGCUUCCCUGCCUCUUCACCCUUCGUCCAAGUGCGAGCUCAUUCCAGGAACCUCCCAGGAUCAAAUGGACCAAGGUUUGGGGUCAAAGAGGCUCAGAUGGCCUGCAAAAGGAGCAGUCGGUCCUGGUGGCCAAAGACAAUUUGGUCAAGGUAAAAAAGGCCUUCCAGGGUCGUGUAUCGCUGCCUGGAUACAGUAAGAACCGCUACAAUGCCAGUCUUGCGCUAACUGGCUUGCGUUCCAGCGACUCUGGCCUUUAUCGCUGCGAAGUUGUCGUUGGUAUCAAUGAUGAGCAGGACACUGUUCCCUUGGAGGUCACAGGCGUGGUGUUCCACUAUCGUGCCCCUCAUGACCGGUAUGCCUUGUCCUUUGCUGAUGCCAAAAGGGUGUGCCUAGAGAACUCAGCUGUUAUCGCAACACCUGGUCAGUUGCAAGCAACCUUUGCUGAUGGAUACGAGAACUGUGAUGCCGGCUGGCUCGCAGACCAGACCGUACGGUACCCAAUCCAGUCACCUCGACCAGGCUGCUAUGGUGAUCGGGAGGACUCACCUGGUGUUCGUAACUAUGGCAAUAGGGCUCCUGAAGAGCUGUUUGAUGUCUACUGCUUUGUAAAGAAGCUUCCAGGUGAAGUGUUCCACUCCACAGUGCCACAGAAGCUGAGCCUUUCCACAGCCUCCACCCACUGCCACUCUCUAGGAGCACAGCUGGCCACCGUUGGGCAGCUCUACUUGGCUUGGCAGGCUGGCCUAGACCAGUGUGAUCCCGGUUGGCUUGCAGACGGCAGCGUCCGCUACCCCAUCAACGUACCGCGGAAGAACUGUGGUGGAGACGAGCCAGGGGUGCGGACCAUCUACAACAACCCAAACCGUACCGGCUUCCCGGACACCACUGCCCAUUUCGACGCCUACUGUUACAGAGCCCAUCAUCCAGCAGCGAUUCAAGCCUCUGAGGCUAAAGGUUUGGACCAGACUGAGAGAAAAGUGUUGGACAUCUCGUCUUUAUUUGCUGAAGCCAAGAGAAGCGACCCCUCUGUCAGAACAUCUGUCCAUUCUGACAGGUUCUCCUUCAAUAGAACAGGAGCCCCCUCAUUCAGUAAGAGCAAUGACUCAUCUGACAUAUCUGAGGAGCAUGUUUUCAUUGACUUGAAAUCUGAGGAAAAUUGGGAUGAGAAGCACGAUGGACCCAGAAUCAGCCAGAUGGAUCCGGACGGUUCUGCUGAAACAGGUAGCAACGUCACUUCUAGCUUUCCUGACCUUGAAGCUGCAGAGAACCAUGUGGAAUCAGGAACCCCAGCAUCAUCCCCCUUGGCCUCUUCCACCCCCCAGCCUCAGGGAAGUUACAGUCUUCUCACUGAAUUUGUUAACACUCUCAUGAGGCCUUUUAAGUUUUGGGCAGGAAGCAAAGGGUCUGACAAGGCAGAGAGCAGAUCCACAGCGCCUGAGGAAAAAGCUGCAGAGAACCAGACUGAGGAAGUGUCAUUCAACAAAAAUCUAAGUGUUCCCAAACCCAUUGGAAACAAGGGCAGCAUGGACAAUGCCAUCGUAGAACACAGAGGUGGCACUUUUCCCCUCAGGGCUCCUAACAGCGGACCACAGAGUUCAGAAAAGGGGCUGUCAGAGCGGGAAGAAGAGCUGGUGCCUCUCAUUAAACUGGUGCCGUCAGUCCAAAACGGAGAGCAAAUUGCCAGCAGCGCUCAACCUGCAAGAGGAGGAAGCAGCUCCGUUCAUGGCGACGUGGAAUCUACUACGAAUGAAUUUCUUCCUUUGGAACCUAUUGAAAUUCCUCCACCUACUGAACACGGCAACAGAUCUGGUCUUCAGGGUUCCAGUCAAGGCAACGUCCUCGCUUCUGUCUCCAGUGCUCAAUUCCAAUGGGGCCUUACGUCAGUGACUGUCCCCAAACCAAGAAUCCCAGGAAACGUGGCCUAUUUGGAUGAGCAAGAAUCUUGGGGGCCAAAAGAAGCUAAAGCAGGACCUCUGGAGUUGAUGACAUUGCACACCUCCCUUCUCCAAGAAGACCUGGAGAACUAUUCAGGUGAAGGCAAAGAUCAGGAUCCAGAGGGUGCACAUACUUUGUCUGGCAAAGUCAGGGCUGUUUCAGGAGAGGAGAAAGACAUGGAAGGUAGUGGAAAUGGGAACAGUUUUCUGACUGACUUUGAAAUGAAAGUCAACACGUUGACUAGCAGUGGUGCCAAAUUAGGUCCUACACCCAAAGCUUCACCCAAACUAGGCAGUUUUGUUACUCUGAGUGAGUACACGACUCUGUCUCAGUGGCUGCUAGUUAAUCAACCCACCACCUCACCUCAGGGCACCAUGGAGUCAGUCAAAGCUCUGGAUGCCGAGGGCGAUAUCUUUUAUGUCCACAGCCCAACUACUACGUUGUCUUUGCCAUCCUCUUCGCAAACACAAGAUGAGAGUAAAGAAAAGGGGGUGGCUACCACGACUAAAGCCCUGCUGGAGAGCCUGACGACCUCUGAAGUCACCUCGGUGGAGACCUUGGCCAAAGAGCCACAAAAAGCAGAUGCUAUUACCACAGUCGCUACCAUAGAAAAUACUUCAGACACCUCUUAUACAGGGGAACCGUCUAUAUCUAUUUCAUGGGUCCAGAAAGAGCAGGAUAAGAUUAGCGUACCUGACCAACAAAGUCAUCCCUUGGUGACUAUGAGGCCUACUAAAGGAUCUGAAACUGGAGUCACCAAUGCCUUCAAAUCUGAGACUGUCCUUACAGAAAUGGAAUCCAGAUCUGCAGUUACUGAAAUCUUUGUUGUGGGAAAUGAUCAGACACCUUCCAAAGAGUUACAACAAGAAGAGCUCCGAACCCCAGAGACUAUUAGCAAUAAAGAUACUACCAAUGCGUCUGGAGGUCUUGAUCCAGACUGGGCAUUCGGCCUCUUUCCAUCAGUGGAUAGUAACCCAUGCCAGACCAGCCCUUGUCUCCAUGGCGGGAGCUGCCUGCAGGAAGGUGACAGCUAUAGCUGCUACUGUCCUCAGGGCUACACUGGAGAGAACUGCGAGAUUGAUAUUGACGACUGCCAGUCUAACCCUUGCCAGAACGGCGGAACCUGCAUCGAUGAGAUCAACUCCUUUGUGUGUCUUUGUCUGCCCAGCUACGGUGGAGCUACGUGUGAAAAAGACAUUGAGGGCUGUGAGCGCUCAUGGAGAAAGUUCCACGGCCACUGCUACAGGUACUUCAGCCGCAGACACACCUGGGAGGAUGCAGAGAAGGACUGCAGGGAGCACAGCGGUCACCUGGCCAGCAUCCACAGUGCAGCAGAGCAGAACUUCAUCAGAGGUCUGAGCCAUGAUAACACCUGGAUUGGACUGAACGAUCGCACAGUGGAGGACGACUUUCAGUGGACAGAUAAGACAGACCUGCAAUAUGAAAACUGGCGGGAAAACCAGCCUGACAACUUCUUCGCUGGAGGAGAGGAUUGUGUGGUAAUGAUCGCUCAUGAAAGCGGCAAAUGGAACGACGUGCCCUGCAACUACAAUCUGCCCUACGUCUGCAAAAAAGGAACAGUUUUCUGUGGAACCCCUCCCAGUGUGGAUAAUGCCUUCCUAAUUGGUCGGAAGCGUUCCCACUAUGACGUCCACUCCAUAGUUCGUUACCAGUGCGCCGACGGCUUCCUGCAGCGCCACGUGCCCACUGCCAAGUGUCGUGCCAAUGGCAAGUGGGACCGACCCAAAAUCAUCUGCAUAAGAUCUCGGCGAGCCCACCGUUACCGGCGCCAUCACCACAAGGCGAGGAGGGAGCGCAGGAAGCAUAAGAGGCACGGCCAUAGAGAAGGGGGGCACCACGGAGGCCAGCUCAGACAGGGCCACAGCCACGCCCACUUCUGAACCAAAAAGAUUGCCGCCCACUUUCCUUUUCUUCUCUGCUGCAUACUGCAGCUUGCCUGUCUCCCUGCUCUCCUCAUUUCCCUCAAUACCACUUCACAACUCUCAACCUAUGUACCCCCCCUCUCUGUUCUGCCCUCAGCCCCCCAUCUCCUGGCGCCUAGGCAACCUGCUUAUUAGUCCCCUCUGAGGCUGCCAAAGGGCUGCCAGGUGUUGCCAGGACUAACAAACCCAUUGAUAUCCCUUUUCUUUCUUUCAAUUUUGGGCUGCAGCUCUCCUGUCUUUCCUCUACCCUCUCAAAUGACACUCUUACUCUCCCUUGGAGCUCAGCCCUUGGCCUGUGUUGACCUGUUUUUGAAGAACAAACGAUAUUUGAUUUGAUCCCAGACUUUCUUUGGUGAGAGGUGGUUCAGUAUGAACUGUAAAUAGGGAUGACAUAACUGAAAAUGCCAUAUCAAAGUCAAUGGAGACAUAGUGGUUUUUACUUGAGCCUUGUGUCUAUUUUUUACAAAUGCUCUGUUUAUCUCCUGAAUCUGCUGCUCUUUGUUUUUGCCCUUUGGAAGACACUGAUACAGACUUGUGGCACCGCCGCUGCUGCGUCACUCUGACACGGAUUUAACUUUUUGAAUUAGAAGCAGUUGUGAUUCAAUUAUUUGAUGGUUAGCGUCGUAUUUUCUUGUUGGUGUGAGACAGUUGCUUUAGAUCAGAUGAUGAACCCCCAGAGGAAAAAUUGAUAAUUCCUCCAAUCUCCUGUUCAGGACCAUCACAUAUCAGUAGCUACUUAGAAGACAUGAACCACCUGAAACAGCUGAAGCUGUGUCAAACACCCCCACAUGUCACUGCCAGGGUUAAUCUGGAAACUGGAUGUUGAUUGUCUCAACUCAGCUUAGACGUCCAGCAUUUUUUUCUGUUGUCAUAAUUCCUCUUGUUUUGGGUCUCUACAUUAAUAAAGAUGAUCGAUUCCUCUGACUUUGCAGUGCAGCUGCUUUUGACAGAGUUUUCCACUGUGAGCUAUUUAGUAUAAGAAUGUUGUCACCUCUUCAGUCAGAUUAUUGGACUUUGAGAUUUAAAAGCAUCAAAGUACACAGAAAGUUCUCUCCAGAAGCACUGAGGUAAGUAGGGGUUCACAUACAUCAUUCAUUAUGGCAGGAGUUUUAUUCUUAUGUCUUAAUAAGUUUGAAAAAUACUGUAGUUUCUAACUACUGCAUGUUUUUUUCAGUCCCAAAAGACAAGGCGUUGGUCAGAAGUAACUUUUUCACUACAUUUUGUUGUUAAGGUGGAAAUUUUGGUUGUUAUCAUUUUCCCCAGAAGCAAAUGCUGUAAAGCCCUGUUUGGUGGAGUGGAGGUGAGGUAGGCGCAAAGAAUACAGCUCCAACUGUCGAGCAUGGUGGCGGAGCAUCAUGCUUAAGGGCUCCAACAGCACCGAUGCUUUGAACAAAAUGAGAACUAACUCCAAAAUAAUUUACUUUGCCUGAAGUAAAAGGUUGGAUGGUUUAAACUUAUCGGGACGAUGAAACCAAACACUCUGUUUUUUACAGGAUAAGCAAGAUCACAAUCAGCUUCUUGAAUGGCCCCACCUCAAGCCUGUAGAGAAAUCCAACAAAUUUGAAUUAGCUGGAUGAUUUCUGAGGAUUGUUUAACUGUACUGCGGCAGCUAUGCCGCGGAAAUCCACACAUUGGAUACUGCAUGUAUUAUUUUGAUACAGAAUCAGGAUCAGUUUGGAGAGGAUGGGCUGGAGUGCUCUACCAAUUCUGUGAUUGUAUUUAUCUAUUUGUAAGGGGCCAAAGCAUUUAAAGAGCAUAUUAAUGAUUUAUAUAGAUACUGAUUCCCACCAUUUGUCCUCUAUCUAGUCAAAGCUUCAGUUCAGCACAUGAUUGUAACAUGACUGUAAACAAAAGCUAAACUAGUCUCAUUAGAUUAGAGGGAAAGACUAAGGGACACAGUAAAAUCAAGUAAAAAAAAAAAAAAAACAUACUCCAUAUCCUCAUUAUGGUUAUCAAAUAAGUCCAAUAGACACGAUAAAAAAUUAGAGAAAGAAUUAUAUGAUCUGUUUCAACACCUGCCAGCAUUUCUGGCAUUAGAAGACUUAACAAUACUUUUAAUGCUGGUUUGUCCUUAUAAGUUUCCCCUUAACCUGUUCGAUUUUAACUGACAUUAUAAAAAGCUCAGAGUAAUGCUGGCUAAUAUUAAACUACUAAUCACAGCUGUCCUGGUAUGAUAUCAACAUACUGUUUUUAAUUCUUAUCACCCUUAGAACCCCAGUAUAAUAUAGAUGAAGACACAUGAAGAGCAAUGAAAUUAUAUCUGCCUGUUGUUGCGGAAUGUUAACAAUUAACAGUUUUAUUGUAUUUUAAAACGUUUUUAAAAAUCAUCAGUUUUGACAUUUUAAACUUUAAUUUCUGGUUUAUAUUACCAACAAGCUAAAGUAGCUUAACUAGCAUUAUAAAAGUAACUAAUGUUGAAACAAACCACAUCUCAGUGGGCUGCUACAUGAUAGACAGGAGUGGAACAUAAUAAAGCCUUUUCAGCUUUGAGUGAUUUUGCAAAAUGUCCCACCUUUUUUGUUUUUGGUUUCUUGCAGCCUGAACUUUGUGCAGAAUUGCUCACACAAAAAAAAAAAAAAUAAUUUAGAAAAAUGUGCAUCGAGAGUAACAGUACACAUACUACUAUAACAGUAGUAUGUGUAGUAUGUAGUAUCUGUAGUAUCUGUAACUGCAGUGUGUGUGUAAGCCAGGCGACAACAAUUGAAAAAAAAAAAAAAACAGCUUUGUGCAGACAAC
This is a messenger RNA of Cyprinodon tularosa, 7133 nucleotides long. RefSeq names its product neurocan b (gene ncanb). NCBI's taxonomy places the organism in Eukaryota, Metazoa, Chordata, Actinopteri, Cyprinodontiformes, Cyprinodontidae. The transcript is spliced from 16 exons. Gene Ontology annotation, biological process: cell adhesion. The coding region runs from base 366 to 4355 and encodes 1329 amino acids. The record is from RefSeq and is a predicted model, not a curated record. Gene Ontology annotation, molecular function: hyaluronic acid binding; calcium ion binding.